Messenger RNA from Podospora bellae-mahoneyi, 1855 nucleotides. RefSeq lists its product as uncharacterized. The coding region runs from base 36 to 1742 and encodes 568 amino acids. The transcript has 2 exons. Lineage: Eukaryota; Fungi; Ascomycota; Sordariomycetes; Sordariales; Podosporaceae. The record is from RefSeq and is a predicted model, not a curated record. Gene Ontology annotation, molecular function: heme binding; oxidoreductase activity, acting on paired donors, with incorporation or reduction of molecular oxygen; iron ion binding.
UGGAAAUUUAUUAAAGGUCAUCUUUCCUUUUCAAAAUGAGCUUUCGAGCUCGUGAUGGGGGUUUUCGGUUGACAUCAACGCAUUUUCACGUCGUGCCAGCAUUGCCAUUGUUGAUACGGCGCAGCAAAAGAAGUCACCUAACCAUUCACCAACUCAACGUCAAAAUGGUAUGGAACCACACCUCCACCGUGACGGCCUCGUCUCUACAGGUCCCCUUUUUAGGGAAUCUCGUCGAGUCUCUGUCCGUUACUGCUCUUGCCAUUCUCUUUACGACCUAUGCGAUUCUAUACUUUGCUCAGACGAUUCCACUGUCAAAGAAUGAACCGCCCAUCAUCCCGUCAAGGAUCCCAUUUCUGGGCCAUGUGCUUGGGAUGCUGUUUCAGGGGGGCAGAUAUGUGAAGAAUUUGGGCCUCCAAAACCCCCACCACCCAAUCUUCACCCUCCCCAUCCCCCUCUCCCGCAUCUACAUCAUCACCUCGCCCACCCUCGCCCUCCCCCUCCAACGCCUCCCCCCCUCCACCCUCUCCUUCACCCCCCUCAUCCCGAGCAUAACCAAGCGAGUCCUCGGUCUAAACCCCCACACCGUCGACGUCAUCAGCCAGGCUAUGGACCCCCUCCCAGGACAGCACAUAGGCUUCCUAGCCGACAUGGCCGACCUGGUAAAAUCAACCCUCGCCCCCGGAGAAGAAAUGAGCGCUCUCCUCUCCAGAAUGGAGCACGAACUCAAAUCGCUACUGAAUGCUUACGUCCCCCCCCCUCCCUCCCAACGGGAAGUCGAUCUCCUCGCUUGGACAAGGAACCUCGUCGCCCUGGCCACAGCCCGCACCCUCUACGGCGCGUCAAACCCCCUUGAGGGAUUAGAGGGGUCAUUCUGGGAAUUCGACCACGGCCUCGGCGGGCUACUGGUCGGUAUCUGGCCCCAGGUGACGGCGAGGAAGGCCUACCGCGGAAGGGAGAAACUGGUCCAGUCUUUUGCGGCCUGGCUCCGAAACGGAAAACACAAAGAGGCAGACGUGGCACCCAUCAUCGCCAACCGGGUAGCCAUGGCCGCGAAACACGGGUGGGAGCUACAAGAGGUAGCCAGGUCCGAAGUGAGCUUCCUAUUCGCCGGGAUCGUCAACACCGCCACGACGAGCUUCUGGGGUGUACUGCAGACGUUCAACGACCCAAAACUCCUGGGGGGAUUAAGGGCAGAGUUGGCUGUUGAUCCCAACAGCAAGACGAUCGAUGCAAGGUUGAGGGAUGUCAAGCUGCUCUUGGAGGCGGUGGUGAACGAGUGUUUGAGGCUUGGGAGCGACACUUACUCCACGAGGGUGGUGGUCCCAAAGGAGGGGGUCGAGGUUGAAGUCAAAGGAAAAGAGUACUGGUUCCAGGGGGGCGCGGUGGUGCAGAUUUCGGGGGGGACGAUACAUGCCUCCAAGGAAAACUGGGGGGAGGACGCAACGGAAUUCAAACCGGAGAGGUUCUUGAAGGGGGUCAGCUUCAAGAACUUUAGGGCUUUUGGUGGGGGGCAGACGCUCUGUCCGGGGAGGAAUUUUGCCCUUGCUGUUGUCAGGUUGUUGAUUGCCAUGGUGGUGACCAAGUUUGAUAUCGAGGUUGUAGGCGGGAAGCUCCCGGAGAAGGAGGACGGGGUGCUGCCGGUGCAUAUCCUGGAGCCCAAGGAGAGGGUGAUGGUCAAGGUGAGCGUGAGGGAUGAGAGAAAGUUUGGAGAUUUUGGAGCAACAGACAAGACGAGUAGGUGAUGGGUAUACCGCCACGCUGUGGACAGAAAAGAGAGCCCUUACUAACCAGACAAUGUGUCAUGCAUGUACCUUUCAAGUAACUACAAAUUCACUCCACCCCCCACAACAAACCC